GAUGCUCGGAAUUCCGAAGAUAUGACACCUUUGAUGUAUGCCUGCUGGGAGGGUCACCUUGAAUGUGUUUGAGUGUUGGUGAGCCACGGGGCUAAUGUAACCUUGACUGGCUCUACGGACUGGACUCCGUUGUUCUUUGCCGUCUGCGAGUAUCAGAUCGAGAUGGUGCGAUUUCUACUGCAGACCCCCGGCAUUCCGUCAUCAGACCGAAGGCGAAUGCUCAACACCCAGAACCACGAGAAGAAGGCCACGCCCCUGAGAGAGAGUAUAUAUUUUGGGGAUAAAGAAUGUACCAGAGAACUACUUGCCGACCCAGAUCUUGACAUGACCGUUGCCGACCUCGAGGGUGACACGCCAAUGCCAGCGAGCGUAGCAAUAGGCGAUUUUCCGACCCUCUUGCAGAUAUUUCAGAUGCCAAUGUAUAGCAUCACCGAUCCGCUCGAGUCCUCUCCCCGCCUAGCAACGCCCCGCGAACUCAAACGAGUGGAAAGGGCUUUACUGGAUGGAUUCUCUCGUCUCGAACCAUGGGAGUCAAAUCUCUUCAUCGUUAUGCAUUGGGCGGUAGUGAACGGCAGUCUGCCCUUGGCAAAGAAGUGCCUGGAUACUCUGCCAAUCCUCGUUGACUAUUCGGGUCCCAUGCAAGCAAAAUGGCUACAUAUUGCAUCGCGGUUUGAUCACGGCGAGUUGGCUAGAAACCUGACCACGUAUGGUGUCGAUGUCUACGCCACCACAGAGCGUGGCAUGACUGCCCUUCAUCUGGCUUGUGUAGGAGGACAUAGCGUCACGGUGAGAUAUCUCCUGGAGCACCUCACAAGCCAGGCGGGGAACCAGGCGCCAGGGCCGGGGGCUGCAACCCCGCGCGAAUGCGAUACAGCGAGAUUGAUUAAUUUCAUCAUGGCAGAUGACAAGCUUGGAGAGUCCGCAAUCAGUCUAUCUGCGAAGGCCAAGGGUAGAGGUACCAGUGACAUUUUGUGGGCGGAAAUCGAAACCUUUGCAAGCAACAGGGAGAACUUGAAAAGCUUCUCUCGCGCCGAUCUCGAGCGACUCUAGGAGCUUACAGCCCAAUUUGAGGAGCCUGGUAG
This is a messenger RNA of Aspergillus aculeatinus CBS 121060, 1082 nucleotides long. RefSeq names its product ankyrin repeat domain-containing protein. Gene Ontology annotation, molecular function: protein binding. The record is from RefSeq and is a predicted model, not a curated record. The transcript has a single exon. NCBI's taxonomy places the organism in Eukaryota, Fungi, Ascomycota, Eurotiomycetes, Eurotiales, Aspergillaceae. The coding region runs from base 163 to 1050 and encodes 295 amino acids.